Molecule: messenger RNA, 1871 nt
Organism: Exophiala dermatitidis NIH/UT8656
Lineage: Eukaryota; Fungi; Ascomycota; Eurotiomycetes; Chaetothyriales; Herpotrichiellaceae
Exons: 7
Coding region: 387-1871 (494 amino acids)
Biological process (GO): fungal-type cell wall organization
Cellular component (GO): fungal-type cell wall
Molecular function (GO): structural constituent of cell wall
Source: RefSeq, a predicted model, not a curated record
AAGCGAGCGAAGAACAAGCCUGCGUGCGUUUUCCUGGUCAAACCCGUUGGUCGGCACGGCAGCAGCAAUAUUUAUUUGAUCCCCUCGCUUUCAUAAUCGUGCCCCGUCACCUCUGCCUGCGACCUCUACUAUCGUUGAUCCGUUUGUUGUUAAGUCAACCGCAGCAUCUGUGCCCGUGUGACAUCGUUCCUCACCGCGGCGACGACAUUGUCAAGCUUGGCAAGACCAGCACAACAUAAUCUGUCACCUCGCCUCCGUCUGUCACAGACUUCUACCUUCUACCUAGGUAGUAUCUCAACAUCAUCCAAGUCCACAUCCACAGACUCGUUACAAUUUCACCAUCUCAGAGACAAGAAGCUCAACGAACCACCAAGGCUUAACCGAAGAUGCUUCGCUCUGUUGCCCUCGUCCUGGCUUCGGCCGUGGCAUUGGCUUCGGCUUUGCCUCAAGCAGUCACUUCAGCUGUUGCUCCGUCGGACGGCCCGCCUGAUGGCUGCCAGACCUCGCACGAUGGAAGCUUCACCAUCACCACCGUCAACGUUAGUAGCUCGACGACCUCGAAGCGAGAUCUUGGGAAGCGUCAAGACUUGACACUCACCCUCACCGACAGCAAGCUUAUCGACCAAGACGGCCGUACUGGUUACGUCGCUAGUAACUACCAAUUCCAGUUCGACAACCCUCCUCAAGCUGGUGCACUCUACACCUCUGGGUUCUCUUUGUGCUCGAAUAACUCUCUUGCGCAUGGAGGCUCUGCUAUCUGGUACGCAUGCAACAGUGGCGACUUCAACAACCUCUAUGACCGGAAGUGGGCUGACCACUGCUACGCCAUCUACAUCGAAGCUCUGAUCGGAUCUUCUGCGCCCGCACAAACCCAAGCUAGCGAUGGCCAACCUGCCGGCACUGUCGUUGCCUCGGUUACUCAGAAAUCUGAUGGCCAACCCCAGGCUACAUCUGCCAAGGUUACCCAAAUCAGUGAUGGCCAACCUCAAGGCAACACCGCUGCCCCUGUGACUCAGAUCAGCGAUGGCCAACCCCAAGCCGCCACUGGAGCUCCGGUCACCCAGAUCUCUGACGGUCAACCUCAAGCUGCCACUGGAGCUCCUGUUACGCAGAUUUCCGACGGCCAGCCUCAAGCUGCUACCGGCACUCCUGUCUCUCAAAUCUCUGAUGGCCAGCCUCAGGCCCCCAAGGCUACUACUGGUGCCCCUGUCUCGCAGAUUUCGGACGGUCAACCACAAGCUGCCACAGGCACUCCAGUCUCGCAAAUCUCAGAUGGUCAGCCGCAGGCCCCCAAGGCAACAGGCACCCCAGUUUCUCAGAUCUCGGACGGUCAACCUCAAGCCCCAACCGGCGCCCCUGUCUCACAGAUUUCGGAUGGGCAACCGCAAGCGGCUACAGGUACUCCGGUUUCUCAGAUCUCUGAUGGCCAGCCCCAGGCACCUAAGGCUACUGGUACUCCAGUAUCGCAAAUCUCGGACGGUCAACCUCAAGCCCCAACCGGCGCCCCCGUCUCGCAAAUCUGGGACGGUCAACCGCAGGCUCCAACCGGCGCCCCUGUUUCUCAGAUUUCUGAUGGCCAGCCUCAAGCUGCCACUGGUGCACCAGUAACCCAGAUUUCCGACGGCCAACCACAGGCAGCGACCGGUGCUCCAGUCACCCAGAUUUCUGACGGCCAGCCCCAAGCUGCUACAGGCGCUCCAGUCACCCAGAUCUCAGACGGUCAGCCACAGGCAGGCACCGCCACCGUCGCAGCAGCCAGCGGUACCACUUCCGCCGCGGUCGCCCCAUACACUGGUGCCGCCAAUCGCGACGGUUUCUCCGGAAGUCUGGCAGUAGUCGCUGGUAUUGCCGGCGCCAUUGUACUUCUCUGA